AUGCCCCAUCAUGGUUCGGAACGAGUUGCUCUCUUCAAAGCGAGCCGCAACAAGAAACAACAUCAUCUUCUCUCCAAUGAAUUAUUUAAUGAAGAUAUUUUCCGGAUUAUUCUUUCCUAUUUACAACCAAAGGAUUUAAUGAAUUUACAUUUGGUGAGUCAAAGUUUGCAAAUUUGUCAAAUGACCACCAUGGAUUGUUGGUGGAAACGUUUUUAUCAAUUAAAAUUGUCAGAACUUGGAAAAAAAAGCAAAUCAAAAGGAUUUUCCAUCCAGUGGAAAAUAAGCACGAUGGAAACAGUGACACAAGAUUUUAGACAACAUUUAGUUGAGGCUUCGAAAGUGUACAAUAUGAAACGAUUGAAAUGUAAAUACUAUGACAAACAAGAAAUUAUGAAAUUCAAAUUGAAAGACCUGAUCCAGGUCCAAACCACUGAAAGCCAAUUGUCAACUCUCAAAAGUGUCAAACUACUAGUUGUAGGAAAUGGGGCAACCGGAAAAACAUGGCUAUUGAUGAGAAUGACACAAAAUUCAAUUCCUGGUCUUGAUGGAUACACACCAACUGUGAUGGAGCAAUGUAGCCAUAACAUCACUGUGGAAGGUGAAACAUAUACCAUUGAUUUGGUAGAUUCGACAGGAUCUGACGAGUAUGGAGAGAGAUUAAGGCCCCUGUCCUAUGUUGGUAGUGACAUUUUUAUAGUAACUUUUAGUUCCAUUGAUAAGAAUAGUUAUGAGAUGGUAAAAUCACACUGGAUUCCUGAAGUGACUCAUCAUUGUCCAAAUGUACCGAUUUUACUAGUUGCUACAAAGAAGGACUUGAGAGAGAAUAUGAACAAUGAGAGAAAUGGGGAGCUCAAAUAUCCUUAUUGGAAUCCAAUUAGUUUCGAGAAGGGACAAGAACUGGCGAAACAAAUGGGAUGUAUUUCGUUCAUGGAGACAUCUGCACAGACGGGAGAAGGAUUUAUGGGCUUGGAAGAGGUCAUUGUUAAAUGUGUCAUGCUUGCUAGGUGUGGGAAAGCUCAUCGUUUUGGUGUAGAUGAUAAGAGCUCAAAAAAUAAAUGUUCUAUUCAGUAG
Naegleria lovaniensis is the source of this 1071-nucleotide messenger RNA. RefSeq lists its product as uncharacterized. Lineage: Eukaryota; Heterolobosea; Eutetramitea; Acrasida; Naegleriidae. The transcript has a single exon. Gene Ontology annotation, molecular function: protein binding; GTPase activity; GTP binding. The coding region runs from base 1 to 1071 and encodes 356 amino acids. The record is from RefSeq and is a predicted model, not a curated record. Gene Ontology annotation, biological process: small GTPase-mediated signal transduction.